This is a messenger RNA of Rhizophagus irregularis DAOM 181602=DAOM 197198, 1476 nucleotides long. RefSeq lists its product as uncharacterized. The record is from RefSeq and is a predicted model, not a curated record. Gene Ontology annotation, biological process: regulation of DNA damage checkpoint. NCBI's taxonomy places the organism in Eukaryota, Fungi, Glomeromycota, Glomeromycetes, Glomerales, Glomeraceae. Gene Ontology annotation, molecular function: DNA binding; protein binding. Gene Ontology annotation, cellular component: nucleus.
AUGAGUGACUUUGCCAAUGAAUACGAGCGACAGCGUCAAGAAAACAUUCGUCGAAAUGAGGAAAUCCUUCAGCAACUCAAUAUACCAGAUAUUGUCAGAUCCUUUAAGAAACCCAAGCCAAAGCCAAGGCCACCAAAAGUUAAAACUCAGCCUAUACGGCAUUCUUUACGCUUACGUGGUGUUAAACCAGAUUCGUCAGAAGGUAAAAGGCGAGUCGAAGAAGACAUUGUAAAAAAAGAAAAAAGAGCUCGUCUAGAAGGCAUCCUAGCCUUGCACGCGAUUCGUGCCAAUAGAACAUCAGUUGAUGAUACUAAUCAAUUCAUAGGCAUUCUAUCUGAUUUAUCAAUGGCCAAGGAUUCUAGAAAGGAUUAUGAAGUUGAUAAAGUUCAAACGAAUGAUGUUAACUUCGAUUCAGUUCCAGGCGGCAAAGAGGGUUUGAAAGCAGUACGAUGGAGAUGUCGAUCACUUAAUCUUAAAACGACCGAAGAUUGGUCAUCCGUUAAAGUAACCCCUGAAAGAAUAUAUUGUAUAUCCGUACACCCCUCGAAAGAUAAGAUAUUAGUAUCUGCGGGAGACAAACAAGGUUCUUUAGGUUUCUGGGAUGUUAAUGAGAUAAAUGUGAAUGAAUAUGGGAACGGAGAAUGCCAAACUUUCAUGUUCGACGCACAUACAAAAACCAUAACGUGUUCUCAAUAUUCUCCUACGGAUUCAAAUUUGCUCUUUACAUCUUCGUAUGAUGGUUCAAUUCGCUAUCUCGACCUUAAUCAAGCUAAGUCUAUAGAAACUUUCGUUAGUAAUGAGUAUACUUAUACUCAUUUUGAUAUGGACUCAACUGGGCAAAUAAUUUACUUUUCAACAAAUGAAGGAACUGUUGGAGUCAAAGAUAUUCGUCAGCCUAUAACCGUUUUUAACGGUUACGAUCUUCAUGAUAAGAAAGUCGGAUGUAUUUCUUUGAAUCCAAUACGUCCAGAAUUAAUGGUCACUGCUUCAUUGGAUAGGACGAUGUGUCUUUGGGAUAUCCGUAAACUGGGCUCAGAUUGUAAAGUUCAAGAAUUCACAUUCACUAAAUCAGUAACUAGCGCAUACUGGAGUCCCACAGGGGACAAAGUUGUUUCAACCAGCUAUGAUGACUUGAUGCGAGUAUUCUAUUAUAAUGAAGAAAGAAAGUUAAAAGAACGUAUACAGAUCCCAAAUAACAAUCAAGUAGGAAGGUGGGUGACAAUGUUUCGAGCGACCUGGAAUCCAAACCCAAACUUGCAUCCUCAUUUUAUCGUUGGGAAUAUGAAAAGAUCGGCAGACAUAUAUUCGGCAGUUACUGGAGAAUUAAUUGGGAAUAUGCGUGAUGAGAAUCUGUCUGCUAUACCAGCUGUAAAUGCUUUUCACCCAAAACUAAACAUAAUUGUCAGUGGAAAUGCUAGUGGUAGAAUGGUUGUUUGGCAAGAGAAGCCAAAGGUGACUCCUAUCGUUUUAGUAUGA